Angiostrongylus costaricensis is the source of this 549-nucleotide messenger RNA. Lineage: Eukaryota; Metazoa; Nematoda; Chromadorea; Rhabditida; Metastrongylidae. The record is from the annotation of a GenBank genome assembly.
AUGCGAACAUUGAAAUGGGAUAAUAUGAGAGUAAAAAUCGACGGUCGCCAGUUCCACCAUCUUCGCUUUGCUGAUGUCAUCGUCCUCAAAACACCAAACAUUAGCCAAGCGGAACGUGUGCUUGGCGACGUUGAUAAAGCCUGUGUUAAGUUUGGUCUUCGACUAAAUCUCACAAAAACUAUGUUUAUGAAGAAGGGAUUGGUUUCGCGUGCCCCAUUUACGCUCAACGGAACGAAUAUCUUCGAAUGUUCCAGUUAUAUCUGUCUACGUCGGAGAAUCAAUGUGAUGAACGACCUGGCUCCAGAACCGAGCAGAAGAAAGCGUGCGGCUUGUGGAGCUUUCAAGAGCAUCGAUGAUAUAGUGAAGAAAGCCAUGAACACCCGACUUCGUGCUAACCUUUUCGACUCGACGGUACUUCCUACCUUGACGCAUGCGUCAAAAAUCUGGUCGCUGCGUAAGCGGGAUGAAGGGUCACUCAGCGUUAUCGAACGCGCAGUCGAAAGGACGAUGUUAGGAGUGAGAGCAGCCAACCAUCAAUACAAUCCCUGA